UAUAUAUUUCAUGAUUUUCCUUCUUCCCGACCGGUACCACCAUCUUGUUUGUUUCAUCAAUAAAGAGAGUGUAAGACUUAAGAAACGAUUAAAGUUUUUAGAAGUGUUUUUUAUUUGUGUCUUAUAUACAGUAAAUUAUAAUACAAACUUUGAAUAUGUCUCACGGUGGUAGAAAUGAAUGUAGAAUUUAUGUAGGCAAUUUACCUCCCGAUAUUAGAACGAAAGACAUUCAAGAUCUUUUUUAUAAGUUCGGUAAAGUUAUUUUUGUUGAUUUAAAAAAUCGUAGAGGACCACCUUUUGCUUUCGUCGAAUUUGAUGAUCCAAGAGAUGCUGAGGAUGCAGUACAUGCAAGAGAUGGAUAUGAUUAUGAUGGUUAUAGACUACGUGUAGAGUUUCCAAGAGGUGGAGGUCCUAGUAAUAAUUUUCGUGGUGGUCGUGGAGCAGGAGAUAGUGGAAGAGGUGGUCGAGGUGAAAUGAGUAAUUCUCGAGGACGUGGACCACCUGCAAGAAGAUCUCAAUAUAGAGUUCUUGUUACGGGUCUGCCUCCUUCUGGUAGUUGGCAAGAUUUAAAGGAUCAUAUGCGUGAAGCUGGUGAUGUUUGCUUUGCUGAUGUUUUUAAAGAUGGUACUGGAGUUGUAGAAUUCUUACGAUAUGAAGAUAUGAAGUAUGCUGUAAAGAAAUUAGAUGAUUCAAGAUUUAGGUCUCAUGAGGGUGAAGUAGCAUAUAUUCGAGUGAAAGAAGAUCAUAACAGUGGCGACAGGGGACGCAGUGAAGAUAGGGAAAGAGGUCGAAGUCAUUCACGAAGCUAUAGUCCACGGCGUCGUGGUUCACCUACCUAUUCACCAUUGCGACGUAAUUACUCGCGAUCAAGAUCUCGCUCCAGAUCUCGUUCAUACGACUAGUGUGUACGUAUAUGUUUCACAUGGUAAUAUAAGUAAAGGCUUAUCAAUAUUUGCUUUACCAUGUUUCAUUAUUACUGAUUUAAAUUUCACUUAAAGACACCUUCCAAUCCAAACCAAUUUUGUACAAAUUAUAAAAUUAUUUCUAUGUUGCUUGAAUUUAAUAAU
This is a messenger RNA of Apis dorsata (giant honeybee), 1067 nucleotides long. RefSeq names its product serine/arginine-rich splicing factor 1B (gene SF2). Gene Ontology annotation, molecular function: mRNA binding. The transcript has 3 exons. The record is from RefSeq and is a predicted model, not a curated record. Gene Ontology annotation, cellular component: nucleus; ribonucleoprotein complex; cytoplasm. NCBI's taxonomy places the organism in Eukaryota, Metazoa, Arthropoda, Insecta, Hymenoptera, Apidae. Bases 156 to 902 code for a protein of 248 amino acids.